Molecule: messenger RNA, 480 nt
Organism: Eimeria mitis
Lineage: Eukaryota; Apicomplexa; Conoidasida; Eucoccidiorida; Eimeriidae
Exons: 3
Coding region: 1-480 (159 amino acids)
Source: RefSeq, a predicted model, not a curated record
AUGCAUCGUUUGGGGCUGGCUACGGGGUCUUCAGGGCUGCCUGCCGCUGCCGCUGCAGCAGCAGCAGCAGCAGCAGCAGCAGCAGCAGGGCUGGCUACGGGGUCUUCAGGGCUGCCUGCCGCUGCCGCUGCAGCAGCAGCAGCAGCAGCAGCAGCAGCUGCUGGCUGCGGGCUGGCCCUUAUAAAGUUGCUGCUGCUGCUGAGAGAGAUUGGUCCACAGCAGCAGCAACAGCAGCAGCAGCAGCAGCAGCAACGGCAGCAGAAGCAGCAGCAGCAGCAGCAACAGCAGCAGCAGCAAAACGACUGCAGCACAGGCACUACCGACAGCACGCAGCAGCGGCUGCAGCAAACGCUUCCUCCUCCUCCUGCACCAGCAGCAGCAGAAACAACAGCAGCAGCAGCAAUAGCAGUACUAGCAGCAGCAGCAGCAACAGCACCAACUCCCGCCCCGGAGAGCCAAAUAGCACCAGCAGCAGCAUAA